AUGGAGGCUUUCUUUGAUCGUAUCUGGACAGUGGUGGUGCCGGAAAGAGUUCGCUUGUUUCUCUGGCUGGUGGCGCACCAAGUGAUUAUGACAAACGUGGAGAGGAAGCGGCGUCAUAUUGGUGACUCGGAUGUCUGUGUAGUAUGCAAAGGUGAUUUUGAGACGAUUAUUCAUACCUUACGGGAUUGUCCGGCGAUGGCAGGAAUUUGGGAGAGGAUUGUUCCUCAGAGGAAGCGUCAAGCGUUCUUUGAUAAGUCCCUGUUGGUCUGGCUGUACGAUAACUUGCUAGCAAGGGAAGUGGUUGCUAAUGUCCCGUGGGCUACGACAUUCGCAAUGGCAGUAUGGUGGGGAUGGAAGUGGCGUUGUGGAAACGUCUUUGGAGAGAAUAAUAAAUGCCAGGAUCGGGUUAAGUUUGUGAAAGAUUUGGCGGCUGAGGUGUGGAGCGCAAAUCAAGCAGUGGGGGUGAGAACAGGCGUGAGGACUCGUGUGGAGAGACAAGUUGGCUGGCAAGCUCCGAUGUUGGGUUGGUGUCGUCUGAACACGGAUGGGGCUUCGCAAGGCAAUCCAGGUCCUGCAUCUGCAGGCGGGGUAAUCAGAGAUCAUAAUGGUCGAUGGUUAUGUGGUUUUGCGCUGAAUAUAGGCCGGUGUACUGCUCCUCUGGCGGAAUUUUGGGGUGUGUAUUACGGAUUGGUCAUGGCGUGGGAGAAGAGGGUUUCGCAACUGGAAAUAGAGGUUGAUUCGGAAUUGGUGGUCGGGUUUUUCAAGAAAGGGAUAAGUAAUGCUCAUCCCUUGGUGUUCCUGGUACGUCUGUGCCAUGGCUUUCUAUCAAAGGACUGGUCGGUGCGUAUAGUCCAUGUUUAUCGGGAAGCUAACCGUCUUGCUGACGGGUUAGCAAAUUUUGUUUUUUCACUAUCGUUGGGUUUCCACUUGUUUGAUCUAGUUCCCCCGUCGUUGGAGACGGUCUUGUGGGAGGACGAGAUCGGUUUGACUCGUCCGCGAGACGUACGCUUGUAG
Microthlaspi erraticum is the source of this 1014-nucleotide messenger RNA. The record is from the annotation of a GenBank genome assembly. NCBI's taxonomy places the organism in Eukaryota, Viridiplantae, Streptophyta, Magnoliopsida, Brassicales, Brassicaceae.